AAAAAAUCGAGCGGAGGAAAAGAAGCUUUUCAAAUCAAUUUCAAUGGCGUACGCUUUUUAUUUGACAACCAUUUCCGUUUUACACCUGAUUUUAUUCUCUUCAUCAGUGUGCGGGGACGGCAAUUCUCCAUUUAUCGUGGCGCAUAAAAGGGUUUCUCAGAGAAAGCUGAAAUCGGAUCUGGAACGGGUCUCCGUAUCCAUCGACAUCUACAACACUGGAUCCGACACAGCAUAUGACGUGACCCUCACUGAUAAUUCUUGGAACCAAGAGAUUUUCGAUUCUAUUAUUGGCAAUACAUCUAAGACCUGGGAUAGACUUGAUGCUGGUUCUAUCGUGUCACAUUCGUUUGAGUUGGAAUCGAAGGUGAAAACUGUUUACUAUGGGGCACCUGCUUUGAUCAAGUACCGAGUUCCGACAAAGUCGAAGCUUCAGGAAGCAUAUUCGAUCCCACUUCUGCCAUUAAACAUUCUAUCCGAGCAAGUCCCCCAGAAAAAGAUCGAAAUUAGAUUGCUCUCAAAUUAUGGAUCACAUAUUUCGGUAUUCCUCAUAGUCGCCCUCUUUGCGCACAUCCUCAGUGCACCGAAAGCCAAGAGAAGCUCAGGAAAAAUUGCAGUGUGUGACAGCUUAAGUAGCUCUUUUUCCACCGAUUACAGCUCGCGUUUCAGUUCUGCUUCUUUAUCUGAAGCAUCACGAUACCCAAAAUCGGAAGCUGAGAUUCUGUCAUCACCACAUGUGAAGGCCUUCACAUUUAACGAACUACGAAGUGCAACGAGAAACUUUGGGCCCGGCAGUUUUAUUGGGGAAGGAGGCUUCGGGUACGUUUACAAAGGGUGGAUUGAUGAGCAUACUCUUACUGCCUCAAGGCCCAGAUCAAGUUUGGUCAUUGCGGUGAAAAAGUACGUUUUCAAAGGGUGGAUUGAUGAGCAUACCCUUACUGCCUCAAGGCCCGGAUCAAGUUUGGUCAUUGCGGUGAAAAAGUUGAAGCCCGAGGGAUUGCAAGGCCACAAAGAGUGGUUGACAGAAGUUAAUUAUUUGGGACAACUUCAUCACCCGAACCUUGUAAAACUCGUUGGCUACUGUUUGGAGGGUGAAAAUCGACUGUUGGUUUAUGAGUUCAUGCCGAAAGGAAGCCUGGAUAAUCAUUUGUUCAGAAGAGGGCCACAACCCCUGACCUGGGCAACUCGUAUAAAGGUCGCCAUAGGUGCUGCCAGGGGCCUUUCUUUCUUGCACGAAGCUGAAGAACAAGUCAUAUACAGAGACUUGAAAGCUUCUAAUAUUCUUCUUGAUGGGGAAUUCAACGCCAAAUUGUCCGACUUUGGUUUGGCCAAAGCCGGCCCCACCGGCGACAAGACACAUGUAUCGACCCAAGUUAUGGGCACUCAUGGAUAUGCUGCACCUGAAUAUGUCGCCACAGGUGAAAAUGCCGGUAAUGAGCGAAUACCUCCAAAUCGUAAUAAAAGAGAGAUGAAUUGCAAGCUGAUUGCGUAUGUUCUCGUAAAAUUGGAUAAUAUGUAA
Messenger RNA from Striga hermonthica, 1516 nucleotides. The record is from the annotation of a GenBank genome assembly. Lineage: Eukaryota; Viridiplantae; Streptophyta; Magnoliopsida; Lamiales; Orobanchaceae.